This is a messenger RNA of Neurospora tetraspora, 557 nucleotides long. RefSeq lists its product as uncharacterized. The transcript has a single exon. Lineage: Eukaryota; Fungi; Ascomycota; Sordariomycetes; Sordariales; Sordariaceae. The record is from RefSeq and is a predicted model, not a curated record. Bases 156 to 434 code for a protein of 92 amino acids.
GAACAAAAGGGGAUGAGGGUCAGAUUUUGGUCUUCGUCCCGAGGACAAGAAAUCAGGGGGGUAUUGGGGUGGGGGUAAGGAUUGUUCACUCACAGUUUACCAACUGCCUUUGCUUGUGCAGCCAGCUCUUGGGUUGGUCGUGCCGUCUUUGGAGGAUGACGUGGUUGCUCUGCAGCCGGCUCGUGAUGUCGUACCAUGCUGUUGUGAUCAUGGAAUUCUCGCGCUGGAGGUUCUUGAUGAUUUGGUCGCUUGCCGCCUGUUUAGCCCGGAAGGUUGCUCUGGUUAGUAUACAAAUCAAGGGGAAACAACAACAAAUACAAAAAAAAGCGCAUUACAAUCUAUCAUCGUCCAGGCGGAUGGAAAGCAACAAAUGGACGUACCUUUUGGGCCGCGUAGGCACCGCCGCUCUCAACAAGUUUGAUCCGCCUUUGUAGAUCAUACUUCUCCUGUUCAGCCUUGUCGAGUUGCUAUAGGCGAGUGGCAUUAGCAUUUUGUGAGAGGUGCAUAUACAACAUGGCCAAAACACUGUUUGGUGAAGAUAGGUUUGUCGGCUUCGA